Myxocyprinus asiaticus (Chinese sucker) is the source of this 3668-nucleotide messenger RNA. Its product is annotated as trichohyalin-like. Lineage: Eukaryota; Metazoa; Chordata; Actinopteri; Cypriniformes; Catostomidae. The record is from RefSeq and is a predicted model, not a curated record. The coding region runs from base 52 to 3285 and encodes 1077 amino acids. The transcript has 2 exons. Gene Ontology annotation, molecular function: GTP binding.
UACAGGACGGGUUGGAUUACAUGGAUUGGGAAACUUCACUUAAAUUUCCAUAUGAUGUAUUGUUAUCUUUCUUUGAUCUAUCUUCGAUUCAUUUUUAGUCUUUUACUUUCAGAUUCAGUAGGAAACAUGGAUGAUUGUGAAUGCAGGAUUGUUCUGCUGGGUAAAACUGGAGUUGGAAAGAGUGCAACAGGAAACACCAUCUUAAGAAGAAAAGCAUUUAAAGCAGAAUCAUCUCAAGAGUCAAUUACUAAAGAGUGUCAGAGAGAAACAGCUGAAAUCAACGGCAGAAACAUUACUGUGAUUGACACUCCAGGACUGUUUGAUACUAAACUCAGUAAUGAAGAGAUCCAGAGAGAAAUCACUAACUGCAUCUCAAUGAUACUGCCAGGACCACAUGUGUUCCUCUUACUGAUACCAGUGGGACGAUUCACUCAAGAGGAGGAAAGAUCAGUGAAGAUAAUACAAGAGACUUUUGGUGAACAGUCUUCAAUGUACACCAUUGUGCUCUUCACCAGAGGAGAUGAUCUGGAGAAUAAAACUAUUAAAGAGUACCUGGGAAGAUCUGGAUCUGCUUUGAUGAAUCUCAUUGAUCGGUGUGGAAACAGAUACCAUGUGUUCAAUAAUAAGACUGGAGACCGCACACAGGUUUCUGAUCUACUGAAGAAAAUAGACGACAUGGUGAGAGCAAACGGAGACAGUUACUACUCAUGUAAGGUGUUCAGACAGAUGGAGAGAGCUCUACAAGAAAAAGAAAAGAAGGAACUGAAGGAUAGAGUGAAAGAAGUGAUCAGAGAGAAGGAAGAUCUUCAGUCCAAAUAUAAAGAAGAGAUAGAGAGAAUGAAGAUGAUGAUGGUGGAAGAGAGAAAGAGAAGAGAGGAGGAAUUUAAAACAGAGAUGAAGAGAGAACGAGAGGAAUGGAAGAGACAGAUUCAAGAGGAAAGACAGAGAAGAGAAGAAGAGGACGAGAAAAGGAGAAAGAAAGAACAAGAGAUGUGGAAUGAAUAUAAUAAGAGACUUCAACAAGAGAGUGAGAGAAUGAAGAUGCUGGUAGAGGAAGAGAAACAGAAUCGAGACAGAGAGAUAAAGAAAAGAGAAGAGGAAUUUAGAAGAAGAGAAGAGUAUGAGAGGAGAAAGAUGGAUCAGGAAAUGUGGGAUGAAUAUUAUCAGAAACAUAAACGAGAGAAAGAGAGAAUGGAGAGAGAGAAAGAAGAUCUUUUGCUCAAACAACAAAUAGAGAAAGAGAGAAUGAAGAUGAAGAUAGAGGAAGAAAGAAAGAAUCAUGACAAAGAGAAGAUGAGAAGAGAAGAGGGGUUUAGAGAGAGAGAAGAACAAUAUAAAAGAGACAUUGAAGAAAUAGAGGAACUUGAGAGAGAGAUAAGAGAGGAUAUGAAGAGAGAACGAGAGGAAUGGGAGAGACAGAAACAAGAGGAAAGAAGAAGAGAAGAAGAAGAGAAAGAACAACACAAAUUCAGUUACCUUUAUGAUAGCAGUCCAAGUCCAGAGGAUGAUGAUUCAGGAUGUCUGAGGAUCGUUCUGAUUGGGAGGAAAGGAAAUGGAAAGAGUGCAACAGGAAACACUAUUCUAGGAAGAAAUGAGUUUCUGAGCCAAUCAAGCACAGAUUCUGUGACGACUGAUUUUCAGAAGGGAGUUGGUGAAGUUGAUGGUAGAAAAGUAGCUGUUGUUGAUACUCCAGGACUCUUUGACACCAUACUGACAGAUGAACAAAUGCAGGAAUGUGUUUCACUGUCAGCACCUGGACCUCACGUCUUCAUCAUUGUGAUGAGAGUAAAUACCAAAGAGAAGAUCCCCACUGUUGAUCUGAUAAAGAAGAUGUUUGGUCCAAAGGCAGCACAGUUCUGCAUCGUUCUCUUCACUAGAGAAGAUGAACUUGAAGAUGAGUCUAUAGAAGAUUAUGUGAAGAAAAGCAACUCUACAGCAUUCAAGAAACUGAUCUCACACUGUGGAAACAGAUACUUGGCUUUUAAUAACGAAGAAAAGGAAGAUUGCACUCAAAUUACUCGGCUAUUAAAAAUGAUAGAAGAGGUGAAAGAAUCUAAUCAAUUCUUCACUAAUGAGAUGUUUGAGGAGGCAGAUAUUAAAAAGAAAAUAGAAAAACUGAAAAAGAAAGAGGAAGAAAUUCAGACUCAAAUUGAGGAGUUAAUAGUUAAAAAAGAGAUGGAAAACACGAGAAAGAGACUGAAGGAAAAGAAACAAAAGACAGAUGAGGAAAAAGAACAACUGGAGAAAAGGUUCAAAGAAAAAGAGGAAAUUCUCAGAAAAAGAUUUGAAGAGAAAGAAAAAUUUGGAAUAAAAAAACAAGAGUUAGAAGACCAGAAACAAUCAGCAGAGGAAAAACUGCAAAAAGCUGAAAAUGAUCAUAAAAUAGAAAAUAUGAAAAUAGAGAUUGAACAUCAGAGAUCACAGUAUGAAAAACAGCAAAAAGAAAGAGAAGAGGAGGAUAGAAAGACAAAAGAGAAAUACAAACAGGAUCAAGAAAAGAUGAAAAAUGAUCAAGAACACAUCAUGACAGAAAUAAAAAUGAGACAAGAAGAGGAAAAUAAAAAGAGAAAUUUGGAGGAACAAAUACGGAUUCAGGAAGAAGAGAAAGAGAGAAAAGAUUGGGAGAGAAAAAUAAAAGUGACUGAAAAUGAGAAAAAAGAGAUUCAAGAGGACAUUAAACGACAGCACAGAGAAUGGGAGAAGGAAAUGAAAAGAAAGAUGAGAGAACGAGAGGAAGAGGACAGAGAGAGAAAAGAGAAACAUGAAGAAGAACUGAGAGGGAAACAAGAAGAACUGGAAAAUAUGAGAAAGAAAUCUGAAAGAGAGAGAAAAGAAGAAAGACAAAAGAGUCUGGAGGAGAGACAGCGAGGGGAAGAUAAAGAGAGAAAAGAUAUAGAGCAGAAAGAGAGAGAAUAUGAAGAAAUGAAAAUAUAUAAUGAACGUCUGGAGCGAGAGAGAAAAAUAGAGUAUGAGAGAAGAAAACGAGAGAAUGAUGAGAGAAGAGAGCAGAAAAGAAAGAGAUGGGAGAUAACGAUUGAAGAUCUUAAACAGGAGCAACGAGAUGAGAUCAAGAGAAGAGAAAAAGAUGAGAGAGAGAACACAGAAAGAGCAGAAAAACAGCAUGAUGAAAUGAUAAAGGAAUAUGAUCAGAAAAUAAAGGAGAUGAAGAAACAAGAAGAUGGAAUAAAAAAACAAGCAGAGUUCAUGGAGAGAAAAAAGCAAAUCAUUCAAGAGCUCAUUGAAAAUCUUAAAGAUGAGAGAGCUAAAUGGUGUUCUGUAAUGUGAAUAAUUUGUAUAAUUUGGAUGUUGCUAAUCAAUGAGCCAAAUAAAUGGCAUUUGCCUUUUAAAUUACAUGUAUUGUAUGUGUGAAGGGUUGCUCUGUAUUUCUUUUAUUAUUUCUGCACUAAAUCAGCUAUUCACAUCAGCUCUUAAAGGGCCACUGUCCUGCAGAUUUUAGCCCUAAAACCCCUGUCUAAUCAAUGAUGCCAUCUACACUGGAAGCGUGCGUUGUGGUGCAUCACACCGACAGUAAACGGGUGUCCCGUUCCACUUUGCACUGUCAUUUUCAACUCAUCCUGAAGACCUUGAUGAAGGUGUGUUUAAUCAGGGUCUGAGCUAAACUGUGUAUGUUCUCCAGAACAAGAUUUGAAUAGUCUUGCUUUAAAACG